Molecule: messenger RNA, 2013 nt
Organism: Pieris brassicae (large cabbage white)
Lineage: Eukaryota; Metazoa; Arthropoda; Insecta; Lepidoptera; Pieridae
Gene: b6
Exons: 9
Coding region: 109-1770 (553 amino acids)
Source: RefSeq, a predicted model, not a curated record
ACGAUUUUGAGUGGGGUGGUCUUGUGAUCACACAGCAAAAGCUGGUUAGUGUUUCUUUGCUAAGUGAAUGUGCGCCCGCGCCACAAAAACAAGAGGAACGAAGGAAUCAUGCGGAUUUUAAUAUCACUUGCAAUAUUGGUGGGAGUGGCAUGGUGUUUCGAGGAGGAUAAUUGGCAACCCAUUGCACCAGAACCACGCGUUUACGCAAGCCUGACGCCAAAUGACAGAUCUAUCGAGCGAAGCCCCCAGUUGAAAAUUUUGAACAGAAGACCGGUUUUCAGCAACGUCCAAUCGUUCGAAACAAACAAAGUGUCGAGCCCUUACAACGUAGCUCCUACAAACGAUGCUGAUACCUGCAGCGUCUACAAGGUGUCCAUGAAUCAGGAACUAUUCUAUCAGUACCUCGAAUACGAUUCAAUGAUUCCAGAUCUUAAGGAGUUCACACUGUGCAUGUGGGCCAAGUUCCACAACCAUUCGUCUGACCAUCCUUUAUUUUCGUAUGCAGUCGAAGGCAAUCCUAAAGAGAUUUCUGCUUGGAUCUCAAACACUGGAGAGGCAAGCUACUUCAGCAUGGCUGUACAUGGCCAAACAUUUUUCCGACUCAACUACCCCAUAAAGUUAAACACGUGGUAUCAUAGCUGUCAGUCAUGGAACGGCAGAACUGGAGAGUGGCAAAUAUGGAUUAACACCGAGAGAGUCGGUAGAGGAUUCCAUAAUAGGCUUGUGGGACACAUUAUUAAGGGUGGAGGCAAAGUUAUAAGUGGACAAGAACAAUCACUACUCUAUAAAAGUGAUGGUUUGGAAUCGGUAAAGAGUCAAUCUGGUUUAGUCGGAGAAAUAACAAUGCUACAGCUAUAUCACGUUGCAUUGACAGCUGGUAAAGCACACAGAGACCACAAACAUCAUCACGCUCAUCGCUUUACCCACGAUGGCUCCAUCAUAGAAACAGCUUCAGAGUUUGCCACUGAACCUCCACCACCAGAACCUACUCCGUUAGGCAAUGGCCAUUUCUUAAUUGGUGGACAGUUGCAGAAACCUUCCCACAUCAAUGUCGCAAUGCCACCUCAAUCCAAUAUGUUAACAGCACAGAUUCCAAACGACCUUCAAAUUCAACAAGAUUUAGUUAACAAAUAUCAGUUAGUAAAUGGUAUAACCCAAAUUCCUUUGAACCAUAUCGGAAACAGACCGCAGAAUUUACCCCUAAGUGGGCUACAUCUUAAUAUACAACGAUAUCCUAACAGACCGUUUGGUCAAGGGAAAGGAACGAGUGUUUCAUUAUCAGGUUCACUAUUGAAUCCCGCUAAUGUCCAAUAUAUUGACGAUACAGUUUCCCGUAACUUAUUCAAAAGGAAUUCAAAUAAACGUGAUAAAAGAGAUAAUCCUGAAAAGGAACUAGCAGAGGAAAUCAAUUCAGGUAAAAAGGAUAAACGCGGACUCGUAGCACUAUCCGAUGGAUCGAUAAUAGAUGAAGCUUUGCUGAGUCCUGAUCUCAUCGAUGAUAAUAAAGCUGAUGAAGUUUUAUUCCAACAGUCGCUGUUAAGCGGUUUAGCAGGUGUUGUUGGAAAUUUGCCAGUGCAAAAUCUUCAAAAGAUGACCGUGGAUGAGAGAGAGCCAGCUGAAGCAGAAGUCAAAGCAGUCAUGAAAGUUUGUAGUGGGUGCACACCGGAACCGUUCAAAAAGGUUCUCGUGCUUUCGUGGAGGUCGACACCCAAGAAAUUAUACAGCGGAGCGCAUUAUUACAAAGGACUACCUAUAUGUAAAGCGUUCUAAAUUUUUACAAGGUUAUAAAUAAUUAUAUCGUAAAGUUUGAACAACACACUCCAGUUAAAAUAUUUUAUUAAUAUUCUGGGAUGUAGAUAUUCUUGAGGUUACAAUUCAAUACCGGCUUGCCAUUUAUAACCAUAAUUUAUUUUAGGUUUAGAAGAUUUAUGUUAAAUUAAUAAGCUUGUUAUUUUUCUUAAGAAGUUAUUAACAUUGUUUCUAAAAUUUCCUAGUAAUAUAAAUAAAAAAUAA